Molecule: messenger RNA, 1720 nt
Organism: Pygocentrus nattereri (red-bellied piranha)
Lineage: Eukaryota; Metazoa; Chordata; Actinopteri; Characiformes; Serrasalmidae
Product: interferon-induced protein 44-like
Exons: 14
Coding region: 465-1322 (285 amino acids)
Source: RefSeq, a predicted model, not a curated record
CCUGAUCACUGAGGCUUCUGGAAACAGCUGAUACUCCUGACCACUGAGCUGCUCACCAGAGACACUGCAGCAGACACACCCUGAUCACUGAGGCUUCUGGAAACAGCUGAUACUCCUGACCACUGAGCUGCUCACCAGAGACACUGCAGCAGACACACCCUGAUCACUGAGGCUUCUGGAAACAGCUGAUACUCCUGACCACUGAGCUGCUCACCAGAGACACUGCAGCAGACACACCCUGAUCACUGAGGCUUCUGGAAACAGCUGAUACUCCUGACCACUGAGCUGCUCACCAGAGACACACUGCAGCAGACACACCCUGAUCACUGAGGCUUCUGGAAACAGCUGAUACUCCUGACCACUGAGCUGCUCACCAGAGACACACUGCAGCAGACACACCCUGAUCACUGAGGCUUCUGGAAACAGCUGAUACUCCUGACCACUGAGAACAGGAAGAGACUAAAAUGGGAGGAUCCUCAUCAAAAGAACAGGAAGCACCCCCAUCAUUAGAGCUUGAACAACCAUGGAGAAAUGUAGACUGGAAUGGAAGAGGUAGACUUGAGGGUGAGCUGAGGAAUACCAAAAUCAGAAGUUCAGAUGUCAGCCAUCUCAGAAUCCUUCUGCAUGGACAAAUCGGAGUGGGAAAGUCUUGUUUCAUCAACUCUGUUGACAGUGCUUUCCAACACGAAAUUAAAAACAAAGCUGGGGAGGCACCAUGUUCAGACAAAAGUUACACCAAAAAAUACAAGACCUACAAAAUCGAAAAUGGAAAUGGUGGAUUUUUACCAUUUGUCAUGAAUGAUGUCAUGGGCCUUGAAAACAAAGAUGGAGUUCAAACAGCUGAUGUCAUCAGUGCCCUAUUGGGCCAUGUGAAAGAAGGAUAUAAGUUUAAGUCUGACACUCCUCUGAAAGAAUGUGACCGUAACUAUGUUAGUAACCCCAGCCCAGAUGAUAAAGUUCACUGUCUGGUGACCGUUGUGUCAGCAAACAGCCUCUCUCUAAUGGAUCAGUCUAUCAUCAAUAAGAUGAAAACAGUCAAAGAACGAGCCAAUGACAUUGACAUUCCUCAAAUCGUUCUUUUGACAAAGAUUGAUGAAGUCUGCCUCCUUGUUAAACAAGAUGUGAAAAAGACCUACACAAGCAAGAAAAUUCAAGAAAAGAUCAACCAGUGCUCUAAUAUGAUUGGAGCUCCUGUGAAGUUUAUCUUCCCAGUCAAGAACUACUGUUAUGAAUCUGACACAAAUGAUCCAACAGACAUCCUCAUUAUGUUAGCACUACGCCACAUGGUCAGUGCUGCUAAUGACUAUGUUGCAUCCCUGUAACUCCUAACAGAACAUUGAGAAAUGCGCAGCAAUGUUUCACUGGAGUGUCAGUAGACAGCUUGCAGACUAUGAAGUACUAUGAAGUACCUAAAUAAUCUGCAAUUCAGUAGUGUAACUGCAUCAGUGCCUUUCAAUCAAGAUCUGUUUUAUUUUACAAAGAUAAUGAUGCUGCAUAUUGUAGAACAUAUAAAGAAACAUAACCGCAUUAAAUGUACUGUUAUUUUUACCUUUAUGUUACCUGUAUGUAUUCAUGGUAUUUAGAUUACAUUUAAAUAGAAAAAAUGAAAUAAAUCAUGAAUUGUGUCAAUUUUAACUUUUCACAUAUUAAUCAUCACAUAAAACUAAAAUGAGUCUAUGAUGUAUGCUCCUUGCCAUGCAGUGAUACUUAAUAAAAUAAU